AUGGAUCUUGGAAAUGUCACUCAGAUAACUGAAUUUAUUCUUGUAGGUGUGUCAGAUCGUCCAGAACUACAAAUCCCACUUUUCUUUGUUUUCCUGAUCAUUUACCUGCUGACAGCAGCAGGAAACCUGGGCAUCAUCACCCUCACCAGUGUGGACUCUAGACUCCAAACUCCCAUGUACUUCUUCCUCAGACACCUGGCUGUCAUCAACCUUGGCAACUCCACAGUCAUUGCCCCUAAAAUGCUGGUCAAUUUCCUAGUCAGUAAAAAAACUACUGCAUACUAUGAAUGUGCCACCCAGCUGGGAGGAUUCUUGGUGUUCAUUGUAGCAGAGAUAUUCAUGCUGGCCGUGAUGGCCUAUGACCGCUAUGUGGCUAUCUGCAACCCCCUGCUGUACAUGUUGGUGGUGUCUCGGCAGGUCUGCCUUCUGCUGGUGUCCCUCACAUACCUCUAUGGCUUUUGUACAGCUAUUGUUGUGUCAUCAUGUGUGUUCUCUGUCUCUUAUUGCUCCUCCAAUAAAAUCAAUCACUUUUACUGUGACAAUGUCCCAUUGUUAGCAUUGUCGUGUACUGACACCUACCUUCCAGAGACUGUGGUCUUUAUAUCUGCAGCUACAAACUUAUUUUUUUCCAUGACUAUAGUUCUAAUAUCUUAUUUCAACAUUGUUUUGUCUAUCCUAAGAAUAAAUUCAGCAGAAGGAAGGAAAAAAGCCUUUUCCACCUGUGCUUCACAUAUGAUAGCUGUCACGGUUUUUUAUGGCACUCUGCUAUUUAUGUAUUUGCAGCCUCAAACUAACUACUCACUAGAUACUGAUAAGAUGGCCUCCGUGUUUUACACCUUGGUAAUCCCAAUGCUGAACCCUAUGAUCUACAGCCUGCGGAACAAGGAUGUGAAGGAUGCUUUAAAGAGAUUCAUCAUAAAUCCAUGCCAUUCCCUCAAACCAAUGUAA
Molecule: messenger RNA, 948 nt
Organism: Nannospalax galili (Upper Galilee mountains blind mole rat)
Lineage: Eukaryota; Metazoa; Chordata; Mammalia; Rodentia; Spalacidae
Product: olfactory receptor 8J3-like
Exons: 1
Coding region: 1-948 (315 amino acids)
Biological process (GO): sensory perception of smell; G protein-coupled receptor signaling pathway
Cellular component (GO): membrane
Molecular function (GO): odorant binding; olfactory receptor activity; G protein-coupled receptor activity
Source: RefSeq, a predicted model, not a curated record